This is a messenger RNA of Spizellomyces punctatus DAOM BR117, 1283 nucleotides long. RefSeq lists its product as uncharacterized. Gene Ontology annotation, cellular component: peroxisome. NCBI's taxonomy places the organism in Eukaryota, Fungi, Chytridiomycota, Chytridiomycetes, Spizellomycetales, Spizellomycetaceae. Gene Ontology annotation, biological process: phospholipid dephosphorylation; cholesterol homeostasis. Bases 82 to 1083 code for a protein of 333 amino acids. The transcript is spliced from 10 exons. The record is from RefSeq and is a predicted model, not a curated record. Gene Ontology annotation, molecular function: lipid phosphatase activity; magnesium ion binding.
UGAUAUAUCCUCAUAGUGUACUGCCUUAAACAGUCUUGCUGAUUGCAUUAACUAAACAAAAGCGCGUUCAUAUUGGACAGUAUGAGUAUAUCAACCAAACUCGACCCGUUGAAGCCGGAAAGUUUCAACCACAAGUACGCUUGGAUCAACGGCAUACGAUAUCACUAUGUGGACGAAGGUCAGGGACCGUUAGUGGUCCUGUGCCAUGGAUUUCCCGACAUGUGGUAUGGCUGGCGAUACCAGAUUCCGUAUCUUGUGGCCAGGAACUACCGAGUCAUUGUUCCUGACUUUCGGGGUUAUGGGGAGACAGAUGCACCUUAUGUGAAGCCGGGUGACGUUGACGGCCUGAAAGCAUACGGCCUGAAAAAUAUCUGUAAAGAUCUGGCUGAACUCCUGGAUCAUGUCGGUGGCAAAGGGACCUCGGCGAUCUUCAUUGGCCACGACUGGGGAGGCAUGACCGUCUGGCGGAUGUGCCUGCACUAUCCGGAACGGGUCAAAGCAGUAGCUGCCAUUUGUACCGCAUUUUCUCCUCCAAACACUCAGUACAUUGCCCUAGAGCAGCUUGUCAAAACUUGGCCCCAAUUCCAGUACCAGAUUUGGUUUACAGAUCCCGCGACGGAUGAAGAGCUCGAUAAUAACGUGAGCACCUUUUUGCGGAACAUAUACCGUGGUGUUGGCGAGGAUACAGCGCUGGUACACCAGUGCUCCCUCAACGAACUGCCCAGGAAUCUUCCGCUAAGCUCAAAGCUAGCGCUGUCAGAGCAGGAAUUUGAAUAUUACUGUCGACAAUUUGCCCGUCGGUCGUUUCAUGGUGGAUUGAACUAUUACCGUACUCGCCGAGUGAACUUCGACGACGAACGAGACUGUCCUCGGGAGGUUUCCCAUCAAGCAUUAAUGAUUGUUGCCACCGCAGACCCUGCUCUGCCUGUGAGCAUGGCUCGCAAAAUGAAUAAAUAUGUUAAGAAUAUGGAAUUGAAGACGAUAGAGGCGGCUCAUUGGGUGCAAAUGGAAAGAACGGCUGAGCUUAAUGAGAUGCUUGCAGAGUGGCUGAGCAAGCUCAGCGAGACGAAAGCAAAGUUGUAAGUACGCACAUUAGGUAGGCGGAUUAGUGUAUGUAGACAUAGUACCACCAAACGAAGAUAUAAACCAGCAUCAGCUGCUUGGCAUUCACCCAUAAAGGGCAAAGACCAACCAUCGCUAAGGACACAAUCAAUGUCAUACUUAACUCAGUAGAAAAUGUCAAUAUCGUGUUGAAUUUGCACAAAUGGGCGAAGAUAGUCUGA